Messenger RNA from Fusarium odoratissimum NRRL 54006, 1840 nucleotides. Its product is annotated as serine/threonine protein kinase. The transcript has 2 exons. Gene Ontology annotation, molecular function: protein serine/threonine kinase activity; ATP binding. Gene Ontology annotation, cellular component: nucleus. Gene Ontology annotation, biological process: protein phosphorylation; mitotic DNA damage checkpoint signaling. The coding region runs from base 72 to 1673 and encodes 533 amino acids. The record is from RefSeq and is a predicted model, not a curated record. NCBI's taxonomy places the organism in Eukaryota, Fungi, Ascomycota, Sordariomycetes, Hypocreales, Nectriaceae.
AAGACAUCCUGCACUUGUUUGCCUUGUUGAGGCUUUUCCCCCGCACCAACGCCUUGAGACGAACCGUUGAUAUGUUGUGCAAUCGAUUGUCUUUGACCACUCCUCAGCCACGACCCUACCGUUUUGCUGAUGGCAUUGACGGGACUUUCCAGAGGCUCGAUGAUUCCCUCCGGUUUGCUCACUGGAUCAGAGAUUGGAGUGAAAGCCACCUCAGACAAGGCUCAGCAGUGGCUGGUCUUAUCGAUGUAAGGUCACAGACUCUGGAGACAGACCUCGAUGCCCUACGAUAUGAACUACACGAGAUGGGCUCCAGCAUCGUCAAUGGCGUUCCCACCUAUAUUGGAGAACUCUUGGAAAGAAUAAAAAGAUGUGUCGCCGAACUUACAGAACUCGUCGACUUCUACGGCCAAAACAGAGAACAGGGGCGCUCUGAUGCCCUUGACGCUCUGUUUGCCUCUCAGUUCAUUCUGGACAUUGAUGAGAGAACCGGCUACCCUCGAUCUCUGCCGAAUCAGCAAGGACUGGUGCAGAUGGCCAUCAGUAUUGCCGAGACUCUAGGGAAAACAUCACUAAACGGAGCAUCUCUGGUUCCCCAAAUGGAGGCGGUGCGGUCGUUCGAGGAGCAUCGCCCGCAUUUAGAGAGAUGUCUAUUUCAAUUCGCCAGGAUGCUUGAGCCGCGAUACGUACAUACCUACAACAAGACCGAGGACGUGCCUUACGAGCAGAAGGCAUUCGAACCCAUCGCCAAGGGGAGCUUCGGGGCAGUCGUUAGGGUAGAACACAAGAAAACCUCUGAGGAACUUGCGAUGAAAACUUUCUUCUGUAAUGAUCGGAGCAAGAUUCUACAGGAGAUCGGGGUUCUGGAAGUUUGCAACCACCCCAACAUCGUCAAACUGGUCGAAGCAUUCACUGUAGCCAACGACGAGAGAUACGAAGAGGACAACGGCAUCAUUCAUCUCAUACUGAGACCCUGGGCCCCCUAUACCCUCGAAGACUUUUUGAAGUCAACAGACGGAAAACGUAAAGAUCGAUGCAGAUGGUUCAGCCCAGGCUCACCACAGUCAGACCUCUGCAUCUAUCGUAUCAUGAAGAAGCUGGCACAAGCCGUGGCUUAUAUGCAUGGACGGUCAAUCAAGCACAAGGACAUCAAGCCCGACAACAUCUUGCUCCACGAACCCAAUUCCCCAAACAUCCGUCCUCUUUUGACUGAUGUUGGCGUGAGCAAGGUAUUCAUCCGUGGGGGGUCAACCAAUUUCGACGACUGCUCAUAUAUCUUCCUCGCUCCAGAGCAAGUCGCGAGAUUGGAGAGCAAUCUCCGUGCUGAUAUAUGGCAACUCGGAUGCUGCUUUGCACUGAUGCUAGGUGUGGCGAAGGGAGGGAGAGCUGGACGAGAUGAACUGUGGGAUAGCUUUUGUCGGACAAAGGAUAGACGGUCAUGUCAGAUUGCCUCAGAGCAUGAGCACUUCAUGAAGAGUCUCAAAGUCUUGUGUGACGAGAGCCUGUCUAGACGCGAGGCCUUGAGCAACCAGUUGGCGUAUGAGCUUGUAUCAGGAAUGUUGGACAAGAACCAUGAAACAAGGCUGGAGAUUCAUCAAGUCUUGUCACGCCUUGACCAACUUGUUGCUCAGACGAGCACAGUUUCAGUGGGCGAUGUUGAAAUGAGCUAUUUGUGAAGAACCAGAAGGCAUUGUGGAUGGUUAUCAUGGCGUUUGGAUAUCGGAGGAGCAGUCUCUAAAUUUUACUGGGCAGGACUCAGAUUGUUUAGUCACUACGGUAAUCUAUUGAAUGUCAAAAAGAACAUAAUCAAUUAUCAACUCGACUACCUUAAUCUUUAUCCAUC